GGCUUAAAUGUACAUUUGUAAUAUUUUAUUAAUGAUUUAUUAGUAUUUAUGUGCCAAGCUUUAAUUUUUAGAUUGCAAUGUCUCGUGUAUUUGUUGUAACUGGAUCUAAUCAGGGUAUUGGGAAAUCUAUUGUUAAACUGCUUCUUCAAGACAAUGAGAAAAAGAUUGUUUAUCUUACUUCAAGAAACAAAGAAAAUGGGGAAGCAGCAGUCAAAGAUCUGCAAGAUCUUGGUUUGCAACCUGCCUUUCAUCAACUCGAUAUCACUGAUCGAAAAAGUAUUGAAACGUUGCGUGACUACUUAGUGGAAAAACAUGGUGGUUUGGAUGUUUUAGUUAACAAUGCUGGAAUGGCGUACAAGUCGUCAAGCAACGCUCCAUUUUCAGAACAGGCUGAAGUUACCGUUGAUUGCAAUUUCUUUGGUACACUUGCUGUUUGUGAUAUAUUAUUUCCAAUUUUAAAACAAAAUGCUAGAGUUGCUCAUGUGUCUAGUUUUACAUCAGAAUUUGCAUUUAACAAGUUGGAUUCUAAUAGAAAAGAACAGUUUACAGACAAGAAUCUUAAAAUAGAAGAUUUAGAAAAAUUGCUUAAAGAAUUCGUAAACGAUGCCAAAGAGGACAAGGUUACGGAAAGAGGAUGGGCCAAAUCUGGAUAUGCUAUGUCGAAACUUGGAGUGGCGCUAAUGUCAAAAAUUCAACAAAGAGAUUUAGAUACAAAAUUUCCUGAGAAAAAUGUACUUGUUAACAGUUGUUGUCCAGGUAUUGUAAACACAAAUAUGACAGGAGGAAAAUAUCCGAAUGCAAUUACUCCUGAUGAAGGUGCAGACACACCAACUUAUUUAGCACUGCUACCAAGGGAUGUGAAUGAACCAAAAGGUUGUUAUGUAAAAUCUAGAAAAGUUUCCCCUUUUCCACCUAAGCAAUAGGAGAAAAUGACAUAGACAAUAAAUGACACUAUUUUUGAAGAAUGACAUACACAAUUUGACACUAUUUUUAAAGAAUGACACUAAAUGACACUCCAUAUAAACAAUUACAUUCAACUUAAUUUUUUAAAUUUUAAUAUUAUUUUUUAUCUUUGUUUAAUUCGUAUCUCUAAUCAAGUAACUUUAAAUAAUAAAUUGAAAGUUCUGUAUGUUUGAAAUUAUUAAAUAAAUAAUUGCACAAAGGGAAGAAAUCAUUAAUUUGCCAUUAAUACUUUCUUUUUUCUGCAGUUAAUUGUCAUAAACUGAGAUUGACUUUUUAUUUGAAGGUUUAUUUUCUUCAUUUUUUAGUUUAAUUGUACUAUAUGUGGUUAAAUUUAAUUUAAACUAUGCAGUCCAGAAUUUUAAACACAUUUGCUCUGACUAAACAUUUUGAAUGUGUAGCAACUUUGUUUAAUAUAUACAGGGUUCAAAUGAGCAUUUUAGAAUUAAGUGUUGUCUUUGCGAAACAUUUUACAAAAAAAACUUUAAAAUUGCAAAUCUUAUUUUUCCAUCAUUCUGAUCAAUCACCUAUUUCUUUGAUUGUUGCAAUAAAUCUGACAAGGAAUCAUUGGUAAAUUAGGUUUUUUACUUUACAGUCAAUGUAUUUUUGCAAAAAGACCUGCACCAGUUGCACUGUGUUGAUUCUCUUUAAAGCAAUAAAUGCUCCUCUCGUUUCUAUAGUUUUCCAGUUUUUCAUAGGAGAAGUUUGUGAUAUAUUUUAGCUUUCCAGGAAGUCACUUAUUAGGGAGAGGUUUAUGUUAAAGAAUUUUUUA
Molecule: messenger RNA, 1732 nt
Organism: Hydractinia symbiolongicarpus
Lineage: Eukaryota; Metazoa; Cnidaria; Hydrozoa; Anthoathecata; Hydractiniidae
Product: carbonyl reductase [NADPH] 1-like
Exons: 2
Coding region: 78-923 (281 amino acids)
Molecular function (GO): carbonyl reductase (NADPH) activity
Source: RefSeq, a predicted model, not a curated record